Molecule: messenger RNA, 1260 nt
Organism: Closterium sp. NIES-65
Lineage: Eukaryota; Viridiplantae; Streptophyta; Zygnematophyceae; Desmidiales; Closteriaceae
Source: the annotation of a GenBank genome assembly
AUGUUUUCAUGGCCAUCGCAGGAGGAUGCAACCGCCUUUCGCAGGCUAUUCCCCUUCACGCUCAAACUCCCAAACUCUCGCCCCGUUCUGCUAAAGGAGUUCGUGGACAGGUUCGUGGCAAAGGCCGUAGGCGAACCCACCUUAUCCAUCCGCAAUGGUCUCCUGGAGUACGCUCCAGAGGACAUCCAUGUCUUCCUCUUGGACUCUACCAAGCCAGAUGGUGCACACUGGCUUGCUGACUUGACCAACUUUCAUCGCGCCCCAGACCCAUACGAGGGUACCUACUUCACUCACCUUGCAGGGCUCCCCGUCGCCACCUUUGAUGACCCUCAUUCUGAACUCAUCCCAUCCGAAAUCCUGCUGAAGGCCAACAAGCCUCCCAUGCUGCUUAACUUUUCCUACCACGUGUGCUCGUUUUUCUCCAACAACCACCGUGCAUCGGACCAUGACGUGUUCGCUGCCCGCUUCCAGCAUUGCCUUACAAAUCGGAACACGAUCUCAACCACGCGACUGAAGCAAGCAAAUGGUACUCAAAAUGCCUCUUUUGUAUUCGGUGCAAACAUCCCUCCAUCUUGCUGCCAUUCUACACUUCUAGUCUGCCUCUUGUGUCCUCUCGAACACUCCCCUUCUGCCCUCAAAUUUGCCCCCCCCCCUCCCCACCCCGCGCUCACCUUCUGCUGUCCCUCUAUCCUUAUGCACCCCCCUCCCCUGUUGCCUUCUCUCCUUCGCCCCCCACAGGGGCUUGGACCCCGGCCACCCCCACACUCAACCUGCGUCUGCCCUCUCCCCCCGCCCCCCUCUCUCACCACCCAUCUUGUGCCUGCUGUCCCCCUUUACCAUGCCUUCACCCCUACCAUCCCCCUCUUCCCUAUACCAUUUCUUUACCUGGCCCCCCUUGCCAUCGGCCCUUCACUCACCUACCCGCUCACUCCAUACCUCCAGUCCCUCUCUGCUCUCCCCCACCCAUGCAGGAAACCCUCCCUCUCAAUCCACUCCCCUCCUGCCGCCAUUCAACUAGCACCCACCCCUUGUAUCGUACCCUCUGCUGUCUCCUACCCCCGCAGGCAACUCUCCCCUCCGGAACUCUCCCUCCCUGCGCCCAACCAACAUAGCCCUCACCCCUUGCGCAUUAUCUCCCCUUGCUUCCCCAGAGGAAAGGCCUCUGCCCACCCCUAUGCUAGCACUGAGAGGGUUCACUCUCCGGUUUCUCCCCCCUUCUCAAGCAGCACCCUCCCCCGCAACUCCCCCACCCCGACUUAA